Molecule: messenger RNA, 1129 nt
Organism: Juglans microcarpa x Juglans regia
Lineage: Eukaryota; Viridiplantae; Streptophyta; Magnoliopsida; Fagales; Juglandaceae
Product: cytochrome c oxidase subunit 5b-1, mitochondrial-like
Exons: 6
Coding region: 304-795 (163 amino acids)
Biological process (GO): mitochondrial electron transport, cytochrome c to oxygen
Cellular component (GO): mitochondrial envelope
Source: RefSeq, a predicted model, not a curated record
CCACUCGGGAAAUGAGUUGGAAACCCAACGCAAAGGCCCAUUCCGAGUCAUAAAAAAGAUUCAAAUGUGGGCCCCUCGCCCUUUCGCACGUGCGACUUCGCUCCACACGUGUCAAGUUCGUGCCCACCACCAUCCCCGCCUCCCUCUCACCCUUUUGCCAUUUUUCGUCGCUUUUAGAGAGAGAGAGAAAGGUAGAAACUAGUCUUUCGCACUGCCGAGAAGAGAGGAAAUUACAACUCUGAGAGUAGGGGCUGUGACCUGAGAUCUCAUUCUCCCAACACUGCCUAACACCGUCUCACCAGCAUGUGGCGGAGACUUUUCUCUACCCAACUCAAAACCCUAGCUGCCGCCGCCGCCACCCCUCCUCGAUCCGCUUCUUUACCGACCCGAUCCCUCGUUUCUCCAUCCGCCUCUCACUUCUAUCUCCGCUACUACAGCGUCAGCUCCGCGGAGGGUGCAGUGAAGAAGCAGGUUGAAGAUGUAAUGCCGAUAGCGACCGGGCACGAGCGUGAGGAGCUUCAAGCUGAGCUUGAGGGAAGAAAAGUAGUUGAUAUUGAUCAUCCAGAUGGUCCCUUCGGUACAAAGGAUUCUCCUGCAGUUAUCAAGUCCUACUAUGACAAGAGAAUAGUUGGAUGCCCUGGAGGUGAAGGCGAGGAUGAACAUGAUGUUCUCUGGUUUUGGCUGGAGAAAGGCAAGCCACAUGAAUGCCCGGUGUGCUCACAGUAUUUUGAGCUGGAAGUGGUUGGACCUGGAGGACCUCCAGAUGGACACGGUGACGAUGAUCAUCAUCACUAGUUGCAGUCUUCAAUUUUUCCUGCUGGAAUAAAAUAUUGGCGGGGUGAGGAGGCAAUUCCCAGCGUAGACAACUUUCAGAAUUCAAAAGCCUUAAAAAGAGUUUUGGUUGUUUUGAUUGGUUCUUAGUUCUCGUGGUUUUCGUUCUUGCAACGUUUGAGAUAGACUGUUCACUGUGGGUAAAAUAGACACAGGCUGGUCUUCUGUCAUGAAUUGCCAAAUAAUCGGUGGCUACUAUUUUUUUUUAGUUUCAACUCAUUGUGUUUUCCCUUUUGGUCUAGCCAGCAAAAGGCAUGCGUCGUCAAAUAAAACUGUUGUACGAUCCUGUUCUCGCUCA